AUGCCAGAGUUUAGCGAGGCGGACACAAUCCGCAUCCUUGUUGCCACCGACAAUCAUGUCGGCUACGAAGAGCGUGAUCCUAUCCGCAAGGACGACAGUUGGAGAACUUUUGACGAGGUUUUGAAUCUUGCUCGAACUGAAGAUGUCGACAUGGUCCUUCUCGCCGGUGAUCUCUUCCACGACAACAAACCCUCUCGAAAGUCCCUGUACCAGGUCAUGCGUACUCUCAGACAAAACUGCUUAGGCAUGAAGCCUUGUCCUCUAGAGUUCCUCUCCGACGCUGCAUCUGUGUUCGAAGGUGCUUUCCCACAUGUCAAUUACGAAGAUCCCGAUAUCAACAUUUCGAUUCCUGUUUUUUCCAUUCAUGGCAACCAUGACGAUCCCUCCGGCGAAGGCAAUUUUUGUUCAUUAGACUUGUUGCAAGCAAGCGGAUUGCUCAACUACUAUGGUCGAGUACCCGAGGCAGACAACAUCGAGGCCAAGCCGAUUCUGCUACAAAAGGGACUUACAAAGCUGGCCCUCUUUGGAAUAAGCAACGUACGAGACGAGCGUAUGUUUCGAACAUUUCGAGAUCACAAAGUCAAAUGGUUCCGACCGGGUGCUCAGAUGGGAGAUUGGUUCAAUCUGCUGGCCGUUCAUCAAAAUCACCAUGCACACACAGCUACAUCCUAUCUCCCCGAAAACGUCCUGCCAGAUUGGCUGGAUUUGGUGGUCUGGGGUCACGAACAUGAAUGUGUGAUCGACCCUACACAAAACCCCGAAACAGGAUUCCACGUUAUGCAGCCUGGUUCCUCUGUUGCUACUUCUCUUGUGCCUGGUGAGGCUGUUCAGAAACACGUUGCUAUCGUCAGUGUGACGGGUAAAGACUUCAAGGUUGACAAGAUUCCGCUCAAGAGUGUACGUCCGUUCGUCACACGUGAACUCAAUCUUGCCCAAGACAAGCGCUUCAAGGGUCUGGACAAAAAGAAGGACAACCGUCAAGAGGUGACACGGAGAUUGAUGGAAGUAGUUGAGGAGAUGAUCGAGGAGGCCAAUGCGGACUGGGAGGCAAUUCAAACAGACGAAGAAGCUUUGGAAGAACGACCUCUUCCGCUAAUCCGUCUCAAGGUCGAGUAUACAGCACAAGAUGGUGGUCAGUUCGACAUUGAAAACCCCCAAAGAUUCUCAAAUCGAUUUGUCGGUAAAGUGGCCAACACGAAUGAUGUGGUCUACUUUUACCGCAAAAAGACAGCAUCACGCAAGACAAAUGCUGCCAACCCGACGGGCGCUCUUGAGGCUCUUGAAGGUGGUGACGACAUGGUCAAGGUCGAGAAUCUGGUGCAAGACUUUCUAUCAGCACAAUCUCUCAAGGUUCUACCUCAGGGACCUUUCGGUGAUGCCGUAAACCAGUUCGUGACAAAGGACGACAAGCAUGCGAUGGAACUUUUCGUUUCCGAGCAUCUAACAGGCCAAGUACGAUCCAUGCUGGGUCUGGAAUCAGACGACGAAGAUCUCAACAGUGCCAUGGACAUUUAUCGUACAAGAAUUGAGCAGCAACAGGCUAGAGGCUUACCUACUGCACCUACAGAAAGGAAGAGAGUUCUAAAACCUAAGCCUUCAACUUGGGACAGCGACUUUGACGGCGCUUGGGAGGAAGAGGCAGAUGCAUGGACAUAUGAGGAUGACCAGCAGACUGAAACCACGCGUGCGCCGGCUAAAAAGGCUACACGAGGAAAGAGUAAAGCAGCACAGGAAGAUGAAGACAUGAUGGACGAAGAUGAGCCGCCUGCCAAAAAGCCACCUGCCAAACGAGCAGCGCGCACCACAAAAGCGAAAGCAGCACCAGCCAAAAAGGCACCAGCCAAAGGCCGAGGUCGCAAGGUCUUCGAGGACAGCGAAGAAGAAGAGGAGGAGGAGGAUGUGGUAAUGGAAUCAGAAGAUGAGCCAGCUCCCCCACCACCGCCACCAAAGACACGACGAGCUGCUGCGACCAAGAGCGCUGCAAAGACUACGGCAGCUAAACCAGCGGCUAAGAGCACACGACAGACCAAGUUGAACUUUUCACAGUCGCAAAAGAGCGGUACGCAGAGCAAGGCGGUUGAGAUUAGCGACGAUGAGAUUUCGGAUGAUGAUGCGUUUGAGCCAGCGCCUGCACCAGCACCACGUACUCGACGAAGAUAG
Messenger RNA from Fusarium pseudograminearum CS3096, 2160 nucleotides. RefSeq lists its product as uncharacterized. Gene Ontology annotation, cellular component: Mre11 complex; nucleus. Bases 1 to 2160 code for a protein of 719 amino acids. The transcript is spliced from 4 exons. The record is from RefSeq and is a predicted model, not a curated record. Gene Ontology annotation, molecular function: 3'-5'-DNA exonuclease activity; DNA endonuclease activity; manganese ion binding. Gene Ontology annotation, biological process: double-strand break repair via nonhomologous end joining; mitotic intra-S DNA damage checkpoint signaling; mitochondrial double-strand break repair via homologous recombination. Lineage: Eukaryota; Fungi; Ascomycota; Sordariomycetes; Hypocreales; Nectriaceae.